AUGCUUGAUAUCUCUUGCGCUAUUUGGAGAGGCGAAGGAAGACCUUCGGUUUUCUUUAGAGAAAUCGCCGUCGAAAACACGGUUCCCUCCAGCAGGAUUCAGAUAUUGGCCCUUUACACAUGUACCGAAAAGAAAAUGCUAACGUCAUCAUUAUGGUAUCCAAUCAAAAAUCUCUGGGAUGAUUUAAAACAUCCUAAAUCAACCGCCAUGUCUCUUGUCAACAGACCUAACAACGUCCUUGCUCAUCAAAGAUACUUCCAAGCUCCUUCUAACACACCCUUGUUCCUUCGUGGUCCCAGAGAUAAGCUCUUUGUCUUUACUACCUUUGCUGUUCUCAGCGUUGGUGUCGCUGGUUCUCUUUACGGUGCCGUCAACAUGGCUCGUGGCAAGAAAUAA
Rhizopus microsporus ATCC 52813 is the source of this 396-nucleotide messenger RNA. RefSeq lists its product as uncharacterized. Gene Ontology annotation, biological process: mitochondrial electron transport, cytochrome c to oxygen. The record is from RefSeq and is a predicted model, not a curated record. Bases 1 to 396 code for a protein of 131 amino acids. NCBI's taxonomy places the organism in Eukaryota, Fungi, Mucoromycota, Mucoromycetes, Mucorales, Rhizopodaceae. The transcript is spliced from 5 exons.